Messenger RNA from Pomacea canaliculata, 1418 nucleotides. Its product is annotated as zinc finger HIT domain-containing protein 2-like. The transcript has 11 exons. The coding region runs from base 87 to 1190 and encodes 367 amino acids. Lineage: Eukaryota; Metazoa; Mollusca; Gastropoda; Architaenioglossa; Ampullariidae. The record is from RefSeq and is a predicted model, not a curated record.
AACAGCUACAACCGUGGACGUGUAUAGAGCUCGCGCUACAAUCGUCUGCUUACGAUUUAGAAAUAAGAGUUACUUCCCAUGUAAAAAUGGCGACUUCCAUACGUCUUAUCGAUGGAGACGAACAGAAAGAAGCCGAAAAGAAAGAAAUUUGUGCCAUAUGUGUGAAAUUCGAAGCACAGUAUACAUGUCCACGCUGCAAUGUACGUUACUGUUCUCUGUCAUGCUACAAACAUGAAAAACAUGAAGGAUGUUCAGAAUCUUUCUACAGAGACUGUGUGAUGGAGGAAUUAAAUGGACUGUCAGCAAAGCCACAAGACCGGCAGAAGAUCCUUGAAAUGCUGGCAAAGGAACAGCAAGAAAAUUUAACAGUAGAUUCGGAUGAUGAUGAAGAACCAGAAGAUUUAUCAGAACGCCUUCAAGGCCUUGACUUUGACAAAGACAGUCAAAAGAUUUGGGACAGGCUGACAGAAAAAGAACAAGAGGAAUUUGCACGUAUGCUGAAAGAUGGACGCUUGGCAAACCUUGUGGAUACCUGGACGCCAUGGUGGACUAAUAAGCCGAAAAGAAUUAUGAUCGAGGAUUCUUUAAGGGAAUCGUCUCUACCCAGAGAGUAUCCUAAACAUAUGAAGGAUAUCCCUGACAUUAGCCAGCUUUUAAAGUCCUCAAAACCAUCUGCAGAUAUUAAGUUCAGUGUGAUCAACGUCCUAAGUGCCUAUGUCUUUAUCACCCGUCUUCAUAAUGGGAAUCAUCAUGACUGUCCUGUUGAAAGUGCAGAGGAACUUUUAUCAGUUGCUGCUGUUUUCAAAGAAAAUCAGUCUUUCCAUGGAGCUCAGGAAGCCAUUCAGUCCGUUUUGCAAGCCAUUGAAAAAGCAGGCUCUGCAUUUUCUGUGCACCCUGGAUAUCCUGUAGUCUUGCUGGAAGAUGUGCUGCACCUAAUUUCUCCACACUUUUUAGAGCCAGUAGCAGCAGUAAUAUCGGCUCUGUCAGACAUAUCUGCCUUACUGAAGAAAGCUAAUCAAGAGUUGAAAAAAGGCAGAAUAAGUUCAGACCUUGCAAACAGCACUGACAGUUCAGACAGAGAAAUCCAACGCCAGAUAUUUCAUGCCAGAAAGAAAGUGGAUUUUCUUCAUCAGCUGGGUUCAGCGUUAUGGCAUGUGCUUGUCUUCCCUGACAAUAGAGCUUGCCCUUGAACUAGAAUGUAAGAGGGCUGAAAUGGAGGAACAACGCCUGCUGGAAGUUCAGAUAGAACAACAGCGUAAAUCAGGAAAACUUAAUUCAUAUUCAGAGAAACCAGAUAAACAGGAAGUGAGAUAAUGAGUUGGUUUGUUUUAGAGAUUUGAUUUUGCUUAUUUCCGAAAAGAGGAAAAAAUGAACUUGUGCAGUAACCGAAAAUUAAAUGGGGACCUAGCAGUACACAA